Messenger RNA from Fimicolochytrium jonesii, 1437 nucleotides. RefSeq names its product UAA transporter. Lineage: Eukaryota; Fungi; Chytridiomycota; Chytridiomycetes; Spizellomycetales; Powellomycetaceae. Gene Ontology annotation, biological process: transmembrane transport. Gene Ontology annotation, molecular function: UDP-N-acetylglucosamine transmembrane transporter activity. The transcript has 7 exons. Gene Ontology annotation, cellular component: endoplasmic reticulum membrane; Golgi membrane. The coding region runs from base 57 to 1214 and encodes 385 amino acids. The record is from RefSeq and is a predicted model, not a curated record.
CGGGACGUUCACGACGCUUCCUGGAAACUCACAAUCGCACCUACGCGCGCGGUCCCAUGUCCACAGCGGUGAAGGCUCGUCCAACGCAGGCCCAAGCAGCGGCGGUCGGUCGCAUAUUCCUGCGGGAAUGGGUGCUGGUUGCCGCCCUGAUCUUUGGAGGGUGUUGUUCGAACGUGUGGACCCUCGAACUACUAGUAAAGAGCCAACCGAAGAGUGGGAACCUCAUAACGUUCGCCCAGUUUCUCGUCGUUGCUGUCGAAGGGCUUUUUCAACACCUUGAAUGGCGGUCCGGGUCUUCAGGAUUCCCAUUAGGGCUGAAGAAGAGGGUCAUUCCACUGAAGUACUGGAUAGCGAUGGUGACGCUGUUCUGGACGGUGUCGAUCUUGAACAACUAUGCGUUAGGCUUUCGAAUAGAAAUGCCCUUGCAUAUCGUGUUUAGAUCGUUGGGGCUGUUUGUUAGCAUGUUGAUCGGCUGGGCGCUGUUCGGGAAAAGCUUCUCACAACAACAAGUAGCUGGCGUCGCCCUGGUCUCCAUCGGCGUGCUUAUAUCCACCUACAGCUCAGCCGUCGCAGCUCCCUCCAAAUCCAACGCGGAUUCCGCCGUCCCCGCCACCCCUCUAUCAGAAUGGAUAGCCGGUCUCGGCAUUCUCUCCCUCGCUCUCAUCCUCUCCUGUUUCCUUGGACAGCUGCAACAAACCACCUAUGCAAAGUACGGACGGGCAUGGCGCGAGGGCUUGUUCUACACGCAUUUCCUGGGAUUGCCCGCUUUCGUGCUGUUCUAUAGCGACCUCAGGCAGCAAAUGGCGGUGUACAAUGAGUCACCGCUCGUACCUGUGCUGGAGCCUGUGCUGGGUAUGCUUGGGCCGGUGGAGAAUAUGGAUAUGCUUGGAGGGAAGGGCGGGGUGCUUGGGAGUGCGAUAGGAGGGGUGGGUGCGAUAUGGGAGGAUGUGAAAGUCCCGAGGUUGUGGGCUUAUUUGGCGCUGAAUACCAUUACCCAGUAUGUCUGCAUAGCUGGAGUACAUCGGCUCAGCUCCAUGGCUUCCGCCGUCACACUGAAUCUGAUACUAAACGUGCGAAAGUUUGUGAGCCUCGUGAUAUCAAUCCUCGUAUUCGACAACGAGUUCACACUAGGCCACUGGCUCGGAACAGCGGCGGUGUUUCUCGGCACUGCUGUAUACUCCCAGAGUGGCGUGCCAAAGAAGAAGACUACAUGAAUAGAGACUCCUGGCUACCUAAUGGAGAGAUGUUGAUCGCACAACGAAGAUCGCAUAGAUACGAUGUAGAUAGAAUCGCAGACUACUGCUGCCGCUCUCAGCUUAGAUGAUAACAUAAGUGGGCCAUGAAGCAAAGAUCUCCCAUGUGCGAUGACGGAACGAGUAAUAUUAAUCCUUGAUCACCAACGGCUCAUACCGUCUCGUCAACAAAUUGAACAUACUG